Molecule: messenger RNA, 3507 nt
Organism: Stylophora pistillata
Lineage: Eukaryota; Metazoa; Cnidaria; Anthozoa; Scleractinia; Pocilloporidae
Molecular function (GO): calcium ion binding
Source: RefSeq, a predicted model, not a curated record
UCGUCUCAUUACAUAUUUAAGGAGUCCUAAAUCAGAGUUCUUCGGCUCCUGUUUUAAACCCAACAAGCUAAGCACUGUAAUUAUAUUCAGUGUUCUACACUUUUUGACUUCAAGAUUUACUGCCGAAACUGGCAAAGUAUGAUAUGAGGUGCUGUCUCCCUGCUUGGUGGAUCUUUAUUCUUUUGGUUGUCUGCAUUACGACUGAAGCUUCGCACUUCAGACACGGCAGUAUAAUGUGGGCUCCAGAUGAUUAUAACAGCAGUAAGGUACACUUCGCAUUUCGUAUUGGGUGGAGACGAUCGUCCAGCUCUAAUCUUAAGUGUGACCAGAGCAUGAUAAACAGCAAUCAACUUAUUUCUUACGGAGGCUCGUGGCAAGCAGCAUGUAGCAAUCCACAUUGUGGGUCUUCGAUCAACGUUGGCAAAACUUAUUUCUUCUGUACUGACUAUAGCAUUUCUGAAGAUUGGACUGUUGGAGAAAAUAAUUUUACUUACACUUUUAAUAACAACGGGAAAGAAUGGCUCGUGAGUUAUUCAGGUUGCUGUUGGAUUUCUCUGAGUCAUUACGCUGGUUCCUCAAGUUGGAAAGUACAAACCACCAUAAGUUUCUCCCCACGAUCAGAGAACGGAAAAAUUAACUCGUCUCCUGUAACAAGAAGCCCACCCAUUGUUCAAUUUCCGGGAGGUUGUCGUCAGUCAUUUAGGAUCCCAGUUGAAGACCCGGAUGGAGAUACAGUGAAAUGUCGCUUUGCGACUUAUUCCGAAUCCCUCAAAUUAAACACAAGUUUUCCUUACGGCGUUCUAAAUGAGACAUCGUGUGUUCUUACAUACAAUGGAUCGAAAGCAGCACUUGGCGGAAUCUAUGCAAUAGCAUUAACUUUAGAAGACUACCCAGUGGGUACAAAAAACUUCGGGAGUGUCACACCAUUCAGCAGUAUUCCAUUACAGUUUCUUGUUAUGGUGAUUGGUAAUCAUACUGGUCACUGUGCUGAAAAGCCUGUCUUUACUGCAUCUACCCCUAAAGAUGGUGGGUGUUUUGAUGUCCCGAUUGGUUCUGCAUAUAAAGCAGUGAUUGAAGUACAGGUUGCAGACUUCUCCAAAUCAAUUGUGGAAAUAACUACUGCUUCUCCAUCUGGAAUGCAGCUUACCUCUUUACGCAAUCAGGGAAAAAUCUACUACAGAAAUGUCACCUGGUACCCAAGUCAGUAUCAAAUUGGACAACAGUUGUUCUGCUUUAAAGCAGUGGACUCCGCAGGUCUGGAAAGUGCUUGGCGAUGUGUGACAAUCCUUGUUGGCAUUAGCAGUACUCCCCGAGUCAUUUUAUCAAGCCGCACACCAAAAACACUUGUCAGCAGAUACGGACCAGGUCAUGUCGACUGCGAUGUCCAGUUUGACCGAUCGAUCAAGAAAGCUCAAACAUCGUCCUACAUAAGACUCGUCUUGCUGCCCAGUGGACAAACAGUUUACAAAGUGGACGCACGCUCUCGAAAUGUCACGGUUGGUAGUAAUUCAACUACACUGCAUUUUGCCAUACCUUAUCCUGUGUUGAGCAUGAAAGGGUCAUACGCAAUCUUAAUGGACAAGGGAGCAGUGGCUGGACAGGGCUGUUCUUCUGGCGGUACUCCUACACCCGGAAUAUCAUCCUUGAGUGCCUGGACAUUCAAUGUAAAUGGUGUAUGUCCCCUUGGAUAUUCUCUUAGUUUGCCAAACUUUCGUGGCUGUGUAGAUAUAAAUGAAUGCGCCUACACAAGUUCCGACGUGCAUUCGAAAGCCUCCGCCCAGUCAAAAAUAUUUCCAGAAUUCAUGUUACCAGCAGGUUGUGAUCAGAUCUGUCGCAACACUCCGGGAAAUUACAGCUGUUCUUGUGCAAGUGGAUAUCAACUGCAGUCGGAAGGAAAAUCUUGCAAAGAUAUCAACGAAUGCUCCAGCAAUAAUGGUGGUUGCAGUCAUAAUUGCUUCAACAUCCCUGGAACAUUUUACUGCGGAUGUCCUAAAGGAUUAACUAUGGGGACAAACAAUUUGACUUGUGUUGACCAAACUGCAAGUGUUUCGUGCGGGGAUAACAAAAUGACGGUGUAUUUGGAAAAGCGCAGAUUCCACUACUUUCAAGCCAAUCAACUACGCUUGCGUUAUGCUUCAUGCAAAGGCACCGAGAAUUCCACCCACUUCUUGAUCAGCACCACUUUAGAUAGUUGCGGAACGCUGCAGAACGAAACCAGAGAUUUUCUGAUCUUUUCCAAUGAGGUCCAUGCAGACGCUUUGAUCAUCGACAACGUGGUUACCCGUUCACAUGAUAUAAAACUGCCAUUUUACUGCCGAUACUCCAGAAAGAAGCUUCUAAGCCUGUCCUUCACACCAAAGAGGAUUUACGUCGGGAAUGAAACGGGAUAUGGUACGUUUACUUUCAAGAUGGACUUUUAUAAGAACUCGUCUUUUGCCACGCACUUCACGAAGCAGGACUACCCUCUAUCAGUGGCUCUGAAUGAGUAUGUGUAUUUACAGUACAGUGUGGUGUCCACUGCUGACCUGGUCAUCAUGGCUGAGAACUGUAAGGCGACUAAGGACGCAAGUUUUUAUUCUUGGCCUCAAUACACCUUCUUACGAAACGGAUGCCCCAAAGAUUCAACGCUUGACUACAGUUAUGAUCCAACACGACAGUACCAACAAUUUAAAAUAAAAACGCUUAGAUUUUGGAACGACUACGCCACUGUGUUCUUCCAUUGUGAGCUGCUGGCCUGUCACCGUAAUUCUCCUAAUUCUAGAUGUAGCAAGGGCUGUGUGAGGAACAAGAGAAAGAGGAGAGAGCAAGAAGAAAGUACGAACAAAGUCAUCCUUACAGAUGGACCCGUAGUGUUCGAGGAGGCAAAAGAAAAAGAAGAAUCCAAAGAGCCCAAGCAGGGCAUACAUACAGUUUUGAUCGGUGGUGUGGCAGGAGCUGGAGGAUUUGGACUGGUCGCACUUCUGGCUCUGGCUGUUUUGUUGGUCAAGUAUCGCAGAACGCAACGGUUUCCGAACAGCAACAAAGCUGAUGAGCCGGCAGCACAAAACAAUGCUGCUUACAUGCCGGAGGAUGACGUGAUCGCAAAGGAAGGCACUAAUUAAAUCGUUUUGAAAGACUGCCGUUGUUACAUUCCUUUUAAAGUUUUUGGUGUUAACAUUUAUUGCUUGUUUGUUUCUUUUACGGAGGGUUACUAUCUUUAUUUAAAUGUUUUUAUAUAAUGGAGUACCAGACCAUUAGCAUCGGCUUCGCAGAGUGUUUUUUUUUUUUUUUUCGGAAGUUAUCUUAAGAAGUCUUAGCCAGAUUUUUAGUACAUAAUGUCCAGAAACUUGUUUGCAUAUGUUAAGCCCGUAUAUUUUCACCUAUCGAUACUUUCAAACAUAACUUUUAACGAUUUUGAUUAUAGCGUGUGUUGCGUGUUUACCUGGAGAAUUAAUAAAAUGCCUUAACGGUAUUGUGUAGAAUCUUCAUCACUGAAACAAGCACGCUCCAGAUACCAUCUGUUUUUCC